AUGCAGAUAGUGGAGCUCAGCGAUUUCACAAUCCGUACUUUCACUCUAAAGAAAGCCAAUAGCAGAAGUGAAAGAACUCUACAUCAGUACCAUUACACAGUAUGGCCAGAUCAUGGUGUCCCUUCUUGUCCUACUUCACUUCUCACGUUUGUUAAGAAGGCGUCUGGUGCUAAUCCAGCAGACGCAGGGCCCAUGGUAAGUUUUCUUGAAGUCUGAGUGGUGUGUAGCUCAGAGUCAGAGAGGAUAAGGGCAGGAAAGGGCCAGUAGCUGUUCUGAAAAAUCAUUAAUUAUCUCAGCCAAUACCACUCUUUUGGACCCCAUGUUACGGCUACCUUGAUUUCAAUUAUGGCGCGUUGUGCACUCAAUCACAUGAGUGUACCUAGCGUUUUUCGGGAGGGAAGCAUUGAAGAAACAAACUAUCAAGCGUGGCAGGCGUGACUUUUAUGGGUGGAAUAGUGGCAUUCCCAAAUCCCCCCUCUGAUAAAUUUUUAUUCCUAGGUGCUUGGAAAUUGAAAUUCGCUCAACCUCUUCAAAAAAUUAAGAAAGGCAUGCAACAUCGUUUAAUAUUUAACCACUCUUUUUCAAGUUGUGAUAACUCCUAAUCGGUGUUCGUUCAAUAGGAGCGACUAGUUUUCAAAUAGUUUGCAAGACAUACCAGCUUAAGAAGGGGAGAUUAAGACAUAAUGUUGGAACGAGAAUGGUUACCCAUGGAAAAUAAUUACCAUGGAAUUCAAAUGAAAAACUGAACUAAAGAGUUAGUGUUAACUGCUCCCAGUUAACAGUCGUUCCUUAUUUCAGGUUGUUCACUGCAGUGCUGGGGUUGGCAGAACUGGUACUUUCAUCGUGGUGGAUGCCAUGUUACAAAGUAUUGCUGCAGAGAAAACAGUAGAUGUGUUUGGAUACGUUAUGACAUUACGACGUGACAGAAAUAUCAUGGUCCAGGUGGAGGAGCAAUAUGUUUUUAUUCACGAAGUUCUGUUGGAGGCCAUUCAUUCUGGAUACACUGAGAUACGAGCGAAUGAUCUUAGAUCCCACAUGAAGCUCCUAAUGCAAGUCAGUCCUUCAACUGGUACGUCUUUCCUUCAUCGUUUCUUUAAAUUUGUUUGGCUUUUGCAUUGUCAAAAAGGCUGAGAGUUCGUUACUGAGCAGUAUUUUUGUUAUCGUCAUGCUUGGAAACUAAAAGAUUCUUAAGCGUGGAGUUUCCAGUAAGAUGACGUAUGCUGCAUCGUAACUUUAACAAUAAGAACUAUAACUGGCCUCGGCUUGUCUGAUAGCUCCAUGGUCAACGACUCAUUUACUGGCACUAAACUCUCAGAUGAAAAAAGGAAGCAAUGAUGAAAAUUUCAACUAAACGUCGGUCCGGGGGAAUGCAGAG
Pocillopora meandrina is the source of this 1375-nucleotide messenger RNA. The record is from the annotation of a GenBank genome assembly. Lineage: Eukaryota; Metazoa; Cnidaria; Anthozoa; Scleractinia; Pocilloporidae.